AUGGACUCUAACGGCACCUUUGCCCGGUCUUUCGAUGAAUCCCUCACCCGCGAAUUACCCCAACUGCAAAGCCUCCGCAUUGCACCUCUCCGCCAACCAGUCUCCUCCCGCAUCCUAAGCAUCCCCUCGCCGCUUGAACCGAAUGCGAGUGGAGUUCGAGAGCCAAACUCCAUCCCUAAAACCAACAAUUCAACUGGAGUGCUGCCUGGCCGCAACGACUCCAGUGGACUCUCAGAGAGCGUCAAUGCGGCGCGCGCAAAGAAAAAUGACCAUCCCGUAGAUGCGGUCUCAAGCUUACAACCUCCCCCCAAGCCCAUUCUCCCGGAAUUUGUCAAUCUCCGCGCCCUGGAACGAUUCCCUUAUUCCUCAUUUGACGACGACUCGCACGCCCGCAAGCGUCGACGGUUGGAGGUCCAAGCGGAUACCUUUGGGGAACAUUUGCAGCUGCCCAUUCCGCAGGCGCACAAGGAACCACGACCGCCACCAUUCGGACCUUUUGCCAUUCUGAAUGGCCUGAACGAACCUCCGCCCAAUGCCGCUCUUCUCCCUCCGAUCGAACCCGGUUCCAUCACGCAGCUGCUGACCAAGCCCUCGCGAGGAACUUCCUUUGUGGAGCCCGCACUGCUAACUGCUAAUACAAUUGUUGAGAGCCAGAGUGUGGAGAGGAGAGAGGGCAGGAUCCAUGAGAUUUUGGAUUCCCCUGUUGGGGAGAACACUGUGGAUGGCGAGCAGACUAAUAUAGAAAGUGGCCUUUUUGAUGAUGCGAGCGUUAAUCAGAUGGGACGCGAGAAAGGCGACUUGCAGAUUGACAAAGAAGCCCGGCCCUGUGCGGAAGAAAAGGAGCCGCUGUCCCCGAAGACAAGAGGGCGAUCCCGCAAGAAUCUUCGUAAAUGGACCGAGGAGGAAACAACUGCCCUGUUGCGCGGCGUGGUUAAAUGUGGGAUUGGUAACUGGACCGCGAUCUUGGCGCAACCAGAGCUGAAGUUCAACAAACGGAGUGCUUCAAACCUGAAGGAUAGAUUUCGCGUCUGUUGUCCUUGGGCUUAUCGUGCCGCCGACCCCAAUGAGGCUACGAAGAAACUUCGUGAUACACUAGCCGAUGCACUCUCACGGGCCGAAACAGAGGGUACUGAUGGCGUCCCGGGGAAGAUUCGCCUUCCGCACCCAUGGCCUGCCUCAGAGACGCCGCCUGGAGGGAUGUCAGCCGGCAGUUCUCAGGAGUCCUUGUCGUCUUGCGGUACCCUGACCGAGGAGUCCGAGCUUAAAAGCUCGACUUCUCAGGCUAAACCAGCCUCGGCGAAAACCGGGCCUACUCUUUCUAACAAAUCCAAGUCUACCUUAGCAUCUCUCGGAAUCCCGGAGCCACAUUUCACUAUCAAGUCCCGGCGUCGGUCCCGGCGUCCAUUCACUGUCGCUGAAGAUGAAGCUCUUCUGAAAGGCUAUGCAGUGCACGGUUUUCAGUGGACACUAAUUCAACAGGACAAGCGGCUGAACCUCGGUCAUCGUAGAGCAACCGAUUUGCGAGAUCGUUUUAGGACCAAAUUUCCGCACGCGUACCGUGACGGCGGGUCUGUCAGCGGUAAUUCGUUCAAUCAAUCUGAGGAGUCCGGUCUCAAAGAUGGAAAAGACCGGGCAUCCAGUAGCAAGCGGAACUUGCAACCUACCAAACAACCCCCAAACAAUCAAAAUGGCAAGUCAGAUAGCUCUGAGCAGUCCGCAUUAGGACCCAUUGAUCCUGCACUCUCUCCUCCAGCUCCACCACCGGGACUUCCUCUCGAAAGCGUGGCAGGUGCCCCUUCGACAGCCGUGUUUUCCUUUCCGUUGGAUGAAAAUACUGCCAAUCCAUCAGGCGUGGACCCAUCUUGGGCCGAUAAUACUCUUGCCCCAAUGGUUUGGGAUGAAUUGGCAUGA
This is a messenger RNA of Aspergillus bombycis, 1911 nucleotides long. Its product is annotated as SANT/Myb-like DNA-binding domain-containing protein. The record is from RefSeq and is a predicted model, not a curated record. Bases 1 to 1911 code for a protein of 636 amino acids. Lineage: Eukaryota; Fungi; Ascomycota; Eurotiomycetes; Eurotiales; Aspergillaceae. The transcript is spliced from 3 exons.